ACGGUACAACAGUCAAAACUACAACUCAACUCACUCUCCCUCUCCACAUUUUCCCCUUAUUAUUAAAAAUAAAAAGCAAAAACUAAAAAAAGAAAGGAGAAUCAUUUCAAUGUUUUGCUUUCUGGGCCAGAUUCUGUAUUGAAAUAGAUAAAGAAGAAUCCUCAGCUUCCUUCUAUCUUCGCCGUAGGAGGAGAGGACCCUGAGCAAUGGCGGAAUCAUCGGAAGAGAUCCGAGCUCCUCUCUUGAGCAGCAGGGAACAUGAGAGAACAGAGAACACCAACCCCGGCUCGUCGGAGGUCACCGAGCUACCAGAGGAGGAGGAGGAGGAGAACUCGCCUGUGAGGCAAGUGGCGCUGACGGUGCCUACGACGGACGACCCCACUCUGCCCGUGCUGACGUUUCGGAUGUGGGUGCUGGGGACGGUGUCGUGCGUGGUGCUGUCGUUCCUGAACCAGUUCUUCUGGUACCGGACGGAGCCGAUGACUAUAACGGCCAUAUCGGCCCAGAUUGCGGUGGUGCCACUGGGUCGGCUCAUGGCUGCGCACAUCACAGACCGGGUCUUCUUCAAAGGGACCCGCUGGGAGUUCACCCUCAACCCAGGGCCCUUCAACGUGAAGGAGCACGUCCUCAUCACCAUAUUUGCCAACUCCGGCGCGGGCACCGUCUACGCCAUUCACGUCGUGACGGUCGUCAAGGUCUUCUACAAGAAGCACAUCACCUUCUUCGUCUCCUUGAUUGUCGUCAUCACCACUCAGGUGCUGGGGUUCGGAUGGGCAGGUAUAUUCAGAAGGUACCUGGUGGAGCCGGCAGCUAUGUGGUGGCCGGCGAACCUCGUUCAGGUUUCACUUUUCAGGGCGCUGCACGAAAAGGAGGAACGGCCCAAGGGCGGGGUGACGCGCACCCAGUUCUUUCUGAUCGCAUUAACAUGUAGCUUUGCAUACUACGUCUUCCCGGGAUACCUCUUCGAGAUGCUGACCUCGCUCUCCUGGAUAUGUUGGAUCUUCUCUAAGUCUGUCCUGGCCCAACAGCUCGGCUCUGGCCUAUAUGGCCUCGGCAUAGCAGUGGUGGGCAUCGACUGGUCCACCAUCUCAGCCUACCUCGGCAGCCCUCUGGCCAGCCCCUGGUUUGCCACUGCCAAUGUCGCAGCGGGCUUCGUCCUUGUCAUGUACAUCCUCACCCCAAUCUUCUACUGGCUCAAUGUCUACAAGGCCAAGACCUUCCCCAUCUUCUCCGACGAUCUGUUCACUGCCUCAGGACAAGAGUACAACAUAUCCAAGAUCGUCACUUCCGACUUCACCCUGGACGUGGUGGCUUAUGAGAAGGAAGGGCCACUCUAUCUCAGCACCUUCUUCGCCAUGACCUACGGGGUCGGCUUUGCCUCUCUGACUGCCACCGUCGUCCAUGUUCUCCUCUUCCAUGGACGAGAAAUAUGGGAGCAGAGCAAGGCGAGCUUCACUGAGAAGACGGCGGACAUACAUACGAGGCUAAUGAGGAGGUACAAGCAAGUGCCGGAGUGGUGGUUUUGGCUGAUCCUCGUCGUCAACAUAGCGGCCACCAUAUUCUCCUGCCAGUACUACAACAGUCAGCUUCAACUUCCCUGGUGGGGUGUCAUCCUCGCCUGCACCAUCGCCAUUUUCUUCACUCUCCCAAUCGGCAUCAUCACCGCCAUCACCAACCAGACACCAGGUCUAAACAUCAUCACGGAGUACAUCAUCGGGUACCUCUAUCCGGGAUAUCCUGUAGCGAACAUGUGCUUCAAGGUGUACGGGUACAUUAGCAUGACGCAGGCUAUCACCUUCUUGCAAGACUUCAAGCUUGGCCAUUACAUGAAAAUUCCUCCUAGAACUAUGUUCAUGGCACAGGUGGUGGGGACUCUCAUAGCUGGGUUCGUGUACCUGGGCACUGCUUGGUGGCUUAUGGAGACGAUCCCCGACAUCUGCGAGACGACCUCAUCAGACAGCCCGUGGACGUGCCCGGCCGACACAGUCUUCUACGAUGCAUCCGUGAUCUGGGGGCUGAUAGGGCCCCGCAGGAUCUUUGGGGACGAGGGCACGUACGAGGCCAUCAACUGGUUCUUCCUAGGGGGAGCAAUCGCCCCGCUCCUGGUCUGGCUGGCCCACAAGGCUUGGCCCAACCAAGAGUGGAUCGGCCUCAUCAACAUGCCGGUCCUGAUUGGGGCCACAGGGAUGAUGCCCCCUGCGACCGCUGUGAACUACACGACCUGGAUCAUAGUGGGGUUCUUUUCGGGGUUCGUGAUGUAUCGAUACAAGCCGGAGCUAUGGAAACGAUACAACUACGUUCUCUCGGGAGCCCUCGACGCGGGGCUUGCCUUCAUGGGGGUGCUCAUAUACCUCUGCCUGGGAUUGGAAGGUGUGGACUUUGAUUGGUGGGGGAAUGACCUUGAUGGCUGCUCCUUGGCUACUUGCCCUACAGCCAAAGGAGUGGCGGUUGAAGGAUGCCCUGUUUUCACAUAGAAUAGGAGGCAUAUCAAGAAAGAAGGCAAAAAGAUGGAAGAUCAUAUUCAUUUUCUCAGGAUAGAUUCAAUUUCCUCUCACAAUAUUUGUACAUAUGAAAUUGACGAGAGGCAUAAUGUAUUUUCUUUUAGCUCUUUUCUAGGAUGAUGGAUAUGUUUGGUCCCAAAAUUGUUACAUGUGUGAACUUUCUGCCACCAUGUCAAAGGAUUUAUGCUCAUAAAUCAUCCAAGGUUUACGAAUA
Messenger RNA from Punica granatum (pomegranate), 2715 nucleotides. The record is from RefSeq and is a predicted model, not a curated record. NCBI's taxonomy places the organism in Eukaryota, Viridiplantae, Streptophyta, Magnoliopsida, Myrtales, Lythraceae.